This is a messenger RNA of Pyrus x bretschneideri (Chinese white pear), 920 nucleotides long. RefSeq names its product F-box/LRR-repeat protein At5g63520-like. The transcript has 2 exons. The record is from RefSeq and is a predicted model, not a curated record. Gene Ontology annotation, biological process: positive regulation of proteasomal ubiquitin-dependent protein catabolic process; protein polyubiquitination. The coding region runs from base 74 to 619 and encodes 181 amino acids. NCBI's taxonomy places the organism in Eukaryota, Viridiplantae, Streptophyta, Magnoliopsida, Rosales, Rosaceae.
AAUUCACAACUGUCAACGUAUCAUGCUAGACUGUUAAACUCAAGACAGAUUAAUUUCGUUCUGACAAAAAUCCAUGCUGAUGCAGUUGGGCAUUUCGGACAUUUACACUGGGGUCACCAAAACAAGACAAUACCAAAACGGAGCAGGACCACCAGUCUCCAUGACAACCUUGAAUUUUCAUGAAGUUAGAGGGGGAUAUGGGGACUACAUUCUUGUUGAUGGUGUGGGAAUCCAACCCGACGACAUCUUCUUCUUUUACCAUUCAGAUGCUGCAACUGCAUUGAACACCGUUGAUUACGCAUCUGAUAACCUUCAAACUUUGGUUCACAAUGAUUCCGAUAUCCAGCGAGAGGUGUUCGGAGGGUUUAUCUUCUCCAGCAACAAACGCGGCAUAUCGUUGUUCAAUAGACGUAAUGUUGAGUGUAAGCCGUUUGCUGACAACUUCCCAGGAGUUCCGGUAGCCGGAAUGUUUGGAAAUGGGGAGAUCGCGUGUGGUGCUUUGCUUGGUGAAGAAGAAAACCAAGAACUCGGUCAUCCUCGUUGCUGCGUCCAUGCUUGUAGCUCUGUGUACUUGGCCAUGACUUACGUUCCUCCGCAAGCUCCAUAUUCCUUGGAGUAGAUGUUUUGGUCGGUUUUCUCCCAUUGGAAAAAAUAAAGUUUGGAGAGAUUAGGGUUCUUGUGGUCUUGUUUUUGUUGGGGAGUUGGCAGAAGUUGGUGUUCUGUCUUGUCAUAUGUUGUUGUAAGCGUUUGGAUUAUGUACUGGGUCUGAGGCAAGCACUUCAUCAUGGCUUCUAUAUAUAUAAAUCAGAAGUGCUUGUAGUGCUUUUGUUGUUGGUAAUUUAAGUGUUAGGAGUGUUAUCUUAUGUAUCUUUGUUUGCAACUCUAAUAACAAAGGGAGAAAUAUUACCCUUUUGUACAUA